Messenger RNA from Torulaspora delbrueckii, 921 nucleotides. RefSeq names its product proteasome regulatory particle lid subunit RPN11 (gene RPN11). Gene Ontology annotation, molecular function: proteasome binding; metallopeptidase activity; protein binding. Lineage: Eukaryota; Fungi; Ascomycota; Saccharomycetes; Saccharomycetales; Saccharomycetaceae. Gene Ontology annotation, biological process: protein deubiquitination; proteasome-mediated ubiquitin-dependent protein catabolic process. The record is from RefSeq and is a predicted model, not a curated record. The coding region runs from base 1 to 921 and encodes 306 amino acids. Gene Ontology annotation, cellular component: proteasome regulatory particle, lid subcomplex. The transcript has a single exon.
AUGGAAAGGCUGCAGAGACUUAUGAUGAACAGCAAAGCUGGUAUGACGGACGCAAAUCGUGAUGAUACUAAGGAAACGGUUUACAUCUCAUCAAUAGCAUUACUGAAGAUGUUGAAACACGGGAGAGCCGGUGUUCCAAUGGAGGUGAUGGGUCUAAUGCUCGGGGAAUUUGUGGACGAUUAUACGGUUAACGUUGUGGAUGUCUUUGCGAUGCCUCAAUCUGGUACUGGUGUCUCUGUUGAAGCAGUCGAUGAUGUUUUCCAGGCUAAGAUGAUGGAUAUGUUGAAACAAACUGGUAGAAACCAGAUGGUCGUUGGAUGGUACCAUUCUCACCCUGGUUUUGGGUGUUGGCUGUCGUCCGUGGAUGUUAAUACGCAGAAAUCAUUCGAACAAUUGAACAGUAGAGCUGUAGCUGUGGUGGUAGACCCUAUCCAAUCUGUUAAGGGCAAAGUGGUUAUUGAUGCUUUCAGAUUGAUUGAUACGGGAGCUUUAAUAAAUAAUCAAGAACCAAGACAAACGACAUCGAAUGCAGGUCUUCUGAAUAAGGCUAAUAUCCAGGCAUUGAUACAUGGUUUGAACAGACAUUACUAUUCAUUGAACAUAGAUUAUCACAAGACACCAACAGAAACUAAGAUGCUCAUGAAUCUGCACAAGGAGCAAUGGCAAUCUGGGUUAAAAAUGUACGAUUACAAGGAAAAGGAGCAGGAGAAUUUGGAGGCUACUCAGAAACUAGUUAAGAUUGCAGAACAAUAUUCCAAAAGAGUCGAAGAAGAGAAGGAAUUGACUGAAGAACAAUUGAAGACUCGUUAUGUCGGUAAGCAGGAUCCUAAGAAGCAUUUGGCUGAAACUUCUGAUGCAGUAUUGGAAAAUAACAUUGUAUCUCUGUUGACCGCCAGUGUUAACUCUGUGGCUAUUAAAUAG